AUGCUGGGGCCUAGUUUUGCAACAGUGGAGGGGGAGGACAGCUCUGUAAUGCGUCUCCUGGGGAAGGUAAAGGAGGGGGACCAGGCCAAGGAGGAACUGCUCAUCCUAUUACAGCAGCUGGGGACUCAACUCCUCAGCAACUCCCUCAAGCAGAUCUCCCAGUGGCUUCCUUUCCUCCUCCUCACUCUGUCUGCUUCUCUAUCUAUCAAUAAUCAAUCCAUCUUAAUACACACUGACUCCCACUUGACUUCAGACAAGUCCAAAGACAUGGGGUUGACUCUGAUUAGAAACAGUUUCUUACUAGAUAGAAGAACCACACAUGGGCCCAAGAUUAAUUAUCUGUAUUUGUUUUUGUAGUUUUUUUGUACAGGGAGGUUAGGCUCAUUCCUGCCGCAGUGAAGAAUGAUGUCGAGCUGUUGAAACACUUCUGCAGUGAAGGGGAGAAAAGGGUGUUGAAGUCUGUUCAAUACACAUCAGGUUUGAGUUAUCUUCACAUUUCUCAAUUUUUUUGGGGUGUGAAUGAAAACGAUUGCUAUUAGGGGGUAAUACUGGGAUAUUCCAAAAAUAUAAAAUGUCUGUGUUCAACCCUCAAAAACAUGGAAGUCAUUAUAUAUGUCAGAUUUCAGUUUACUGAGACAUGAAUCAAUUUUUUUUACUUGCCUUAGUCGGUGUGGCAGAUUUGCAAUGCCAUAACAAUUCAACUUUUGGCGGAAAACACACCUCCCCAUACAUACCACAGUACCACAGUGAUAAAUUCAGUCUUUUGAAAAUGUGUCCACUUACGCAGAGGAAAAUGUAAACCUUCUAUGCAAGUAGCCUCCAACCUGUGAUACUGGGCACAUUAAAAUAUGGUGGUUUGUGUGUCACGAUGCUCUGCGGCCUAGCUGUUUUCAAAGGAUUAUUUAUCAGGGAGUGAAAUCACAGCGAGCUCUAAGUAACCUGGGCUGCUGUCUUCAGACCUGGGCUAUGUCCCAAAUGGCAACCUAUUCCCUAUAUUAUACAAUACUUUGGCCAGAGCCCUAUGGGUCCUGGUCAAAAGUAGUGCACUCAAUAGGGAAUACGGUGCCAUUUGGGAUGCAGACUUGUGCUCUCUCUAUGGUGGAGUGAUCCGUCAUCCACGCUGGCAGCUCAGGCACCCUCUAUUUUUUUAUUUAUUUUUUGUCAUUUUAGCAGACGCUCUUAUCCAGAGCGAUUUACAGUUAGUGAGUGCAUACAUUUUUCAUACUGGCCCCCCAUGGGAAACAAACCCACAACCCUGGCGUUGCAAGCGCCAUGCUCUACCAACUGAGCUACAGGGGACAUGAUUUAUCUUCCUGUGAUGCUGCACUCUUUGAACCUGUAUUGGAACUUUAUUUUCCCCCUAAUCCUCUCCUCCUACUUACACUACCGUGCAGAAGUUUGGGGUCAACAGUGAAGAGGCGACUCCGGGAUGCUGACCUUCUAGGCAGAGUUGCAAAGAAAAAGCCAUAUCUCAGACUGGCCAAUAAAAAUAAAAGAUUAAGAUGGGCAGUCUGAGAUAUGGCUUUUUCUUUGCAACUCUGCCUAGAAGGUCAGCAUCCCGGAGUCGCCUCUUCACUGUUGACGUUGAGACUGGUGUUUUGCAGGUAUUAUUUAAUGAAGCUGCCAGUUGAGGACCUAUGAGGCGCCUGUUUCUCAAACUAGACACUCUAAUGUAUAUCUCCUCUUGCUCAGUUGUGCACCGGGGCCUCCCACUCCUCUUUCCACUCUGAUGUAUGACAUCUUCAGUUUCUUGGCAAUUUCUCGCAUGGAAUAGCCUUCAUUUCUUAGAACAAGAAUAGACUGAUGAGUUUCCGAAGAAAGUUAUUUGUUUUUGCCAUUUUCAGCCUGUAAUCGAACCCACAAUUGCUGAUGCUCCAGAUACUCAACUAGUCUCAAGAAGGCCAGUUUUAUUGCUUCUUUGAAUCAGCACAACAGUUUUCAGCUGUGCUAACAUAAUUGCAAAAGGGUUUUCUAAUGAUCAAUUAGCCUUUUAAAAUGAUAAACUUGGAUUAGCAAACACAACGUGCCAUUGGAACACAGGACUGAUGGUUGCUGAUAAUGGGCCUCUGUACGCCUAUGUAGAUAUUCCAUUAUAAAUUAGCCAUUUCCAGCUACAAUAGCCAUUUAUAACAUUAACAAUGUCUACACUGUAUUUCUGAUCAAUUUGAUGUUAUUUUAAUGGACAAAAAAAUUGCUUUUCUUUCGAAAACAAGGACAUUUCUAAGUGACCCCAAUCUUUUGAACGGUAGUGUACCUUAAAGGAAAACUCCACCCAAUUAGUCCAUGUUUCAUUUGUUUCGUUAGUCCAUUGUUGAUAUAGUCCCAAAAUGUUUUGCAUGCCACCAAUCAAGUUUCCAAGAUAUAGAACUUUCAAAAUACAGAAAUACAGCUGGUAUGAUCCAUUUUGCAUUAUAUGAUGCUGCAUUUUGCAUUAUAUGAUGCAAUAUGCAUCAUACCGGCUGUAUACCAAAAUAUAGUUUUUAGGUGGAAUUUUCCUUUAAGGGAAAAAUCACAAUGUGACCUAAUUCCCUAUCGAGCACUAUUGUAUACUAUUUUGAUUAAAGUACAUUGUACACUGAACUGACGUGCUCUGGUAUCUUCUUCUUCUUAUUAUUAUUAUUUUUAUGUAGAUUAUGAAUUCACCAAUGGCUGUCGCACUCCUCCUUGGAGGCAGGUACAUGGUGAGAUCUGCUACCUGGUGAUAAAGCCGUGUGACACUCAACGCCUGCACAUCACCUGUAGCACAGCUUGAGUCUUUCUCAAUGGGGUAAGAUAGCUAGAGAUAGAUUAGUAUCACUGAAUGUCAGUUUUCAUUAAAUUAAUUUUAGUCAGCCGUGUUCUAUACUCAGCAUUAGAUUUUCUUUCUGGUCUACAGGAUGUGUUUUGUCAUAAAUGCUUUAGGCAUCAAUGGAUGUAAUAAUCUACAUAUUUCAGCACAUAUGUUUAUUUGGCAAUUGUUAUGAACAAGCACGGAAAGCUAUACAAUGUCUCCUUAAUGAUGUCCCAUAAAGUUUCCAAAACAUUAGGUAAGUGUCACUGAAAAGUUUAGUGAUUUAUGUACUGAUGUAACGUUCAUUGUAUGGUCAGAUUCCAAGUUUGCCCUGUGGUGUUAAACGUUUAAAACAACCCCAUUGACCUUAACGUGUGUGCAAUUAAUAAAGAGAACAUUUUACAUGGCUCAGUGUCUUUCACUCCCUCCAUCACUGCCUGCCUGCCCGAGUUAGUACGUUUCCCGUCUCCCUUUCCUCACCUAGAAAUGGUUCAGUUCAGGACACUGAAACCCGUGUUCCAACAUGUUUGACAUUGAUGGUAUAUUAACACAAAUGAAACCUCAAAGAUUACAGAGUUUAACAUAAUGUGUGUAGUGGUUAGAUGCGGUGCACACUGGUUUUGAAUUCCAGCCUGUGAAGCUGCGUUUUGAUACCUUGGCACUCUAACCUCAGUUGUUCUGACAGAUGGUAAUACUGUAAUAUUGAUUUGAUACAUCAAAUGUCAUCUUUGUCUUGACAGGGCAUAAGCCAGAAGAGUGAGGAAAAUGCCUGUGACAGAACAAGCGAUGUUUACAAAGACCUGGUAACACUGCUGAAAAGCAAGUCUCCCCAUUUUGCUGAGAACAUAAAUAAACAGGUAGGUUUUGACAUGGAGGAGCAGCAUCUCAAACAACAGGUUGCUGUUUUCUCUGAGUAAUAUUUGCUCUGUCGGUAACCCUAUGAAGCAGUAUGCAUUUGACUGAUUAUAGAUGAUAUUCUGUUAUACGUAGUAUAGUGAGUUUAAGAUUGUGAAUCAGUGUCUGCACUCGUCCUCACUUGUGAGCUAGUGUCUGGUUGUCACAUUGAAACGAAAACUCUCUGAAGCUGUAGCCUCGCUACCUAACCUUACUUUCCAAAUCACCCCAGUUGAAAAGAAUUUAAAAAAACAAAAGAAACAGUCGUUACUCACACAGACAGAAUCAUGUGUUGCUCUGAAAUGCCAGUGAUUCAUUCAGUAGUGCUGUUUCCUGCUUAAGUGAUUUGAUGAAUUAACAAAUAAUGGCUUCAAGCUUUGGUGGGAAAAAAUGUGUUUAUAGUCUGAAUAUGUGGACAUAUGUUUUGUCUUGAGUGACUCAAUAAUGUAUUGUUGGAAAAUGUUGUAUAAUUUACAGGCAAGCUAGCUAUACAGAUACACUUUGUACACAGUAUUUAUACUCUAGGAAAUGACUCCAAAUGUUUCAUAUAAUUGAUAUAAUUAUAUUGAUAUCUAUAUUUGUUCUAUUUAUUAGUUUCCUUUUGUCUAUUUGGAAAGGCUUAUGGGUAAGCUAGUUACAACAAAUAGUGUACCGAAACUAUUAAUAGUAUUUUUCCACUUUACAUCGUUCAUUUCUGUUAGCAAAGACUAUUAUCAAUGUUGCUCCUGAUGAUUUAUCCUGGGCUGCUUUAUGAUCACGAUAAUUCUGUACUUGAGUUACUGAAACAGAAAUGUGAAAUGUGAUUAUUAAGACUGAUUUCCUUUUACCCCUUUCUGCAAGUCUUUCUCUUUUAAAUAAAUUAAGAGAUGUUAUCACAAUAAUAUAGUUUGCAGGUAUAAAGUGGGGCGAACAAUAAUAUAUUUAGUCUAUUCCACCACAAUUUCAGGAACUGGUAAGUGAGUGCUUGCUUUAUGGAAAAUAGCUCAAGAGAAAGGAAAUGUCUUCUUUGACGUACAAGAGUUGUCUGAAGUACGAUCUUAAUGUAUAAUCCAUGGAUGUUACAGACACAUUUACAUUAUAUUACUGCAGUGGCCUAUAACAACCAUUGUUCUACCCAAUUUUAAAUAAUGACAUUAUUAAUGAAAAAGAGCCACCUCAUCAUUACUUUCAAUUGAAUUGUGCUUGACCAGUCAGUGUGACUUAUUUAUAGCUGGUGAUAGAACUUUUAGUGCCACAGAGACGGGUUGAGUUGAGUGGCGGCUAAGUGAGGGAUGUAUAAACCCCAAUGAGCAGUGCCAGGCUGCUGCGCUCACUGUGUAAAAAGGCCAUCCAGGCUUUAAUGUUUUAUGAGUCCUGUGUAUGUGCUGAGUGUCGGUCGUUCUGAGGAUGAUGGACAGUAGGCCGUAAAACACUACUGUGAAUGAGUUUGCUGAGAUACAAAUCAAGUCACAGGUUUUCUCUGCAUACUUCUUUCUCCUAUGAAGUUACUACAGUAAUGUCCAAAACAUGGCAUGGUGAUGUAAGGGAGUGUUCUGCACUCAAAUCAGGCCAUGUUUUUCUGGCCUUUUUACGCCCCACCAAACUAUUUUCCCUCUGCAUUACUUAAAGUACACCUCUUAUGUGUGAAAGGGUCAGCUUGACUCAGCAGUGACUGCUGAUUUGAUUGCAGAUAAAGGCAUUUUCUAUUGAUUGACAAUAUAAUUGUUAUGGUGCAACAGGCACUCCAGUACAGUACUGUAUAAACCUUUUCAGACAUAGAGUAAUAAAGUAAUUGCACUCACUCUUGAGGAGAAGAUCCCUUCCCAGUGGCCAAUGAAAGGAAUAGGCUCUAGUCCGUGUCAGGUCAGAAACACUAUCUGAAAUAGCUCCGGCUGGGGGACCCGCUCUCUGAUUGCAGCGCUAAGAGGCCAAAGUGGUGGUGUUCCAAGUCAACAUGAAGCAUGGCAGGUUGAUAGCCAAAGAUAACAACACCAAUCUCUGAACAAGAUCUACUCGUUUCCAGCGUCGAGGAAGCAGAUUAUUUUUCACAGUUUUAUUAGAUCAGACAUUCUCAAUCAAAUAAGCAAGAGGCAGCCAGAGGAGAAGAGUGCAGCACCAGGGACACACACCGCAGUCCGAUACUCAACUUCUCAGUGUAGUGUUGGACUGACUCGUUUUUGAAACUACAACAUGAUUAUAAAUUGGACAUGGUGUCGUCUGUGUGUUAUGCAUGCAUGAUCACACGCAAAAAUGCAAACGCACCCUCAGAAUGUUGUUAUUCAAAUCCUGAAAUCAAUCUAGCUCUGCUGUCAUGUUCACUCCACACGGAGCCUCGCACAGCUAUUCCACUGACAGCUACUAUUUAGCUUAUUUUCCAUCACUGUAUGGAGAAAGUAAUUAGAUACAAUGGAUACAAGUCCAAUAAACAUGUGCAAAUAUUUGGAGUCUCGGGUCUCUCAGUGAGGGCUUGGAACAAGGCACAAGUGGAGAAAGAUGAAUAGUGCCAAUGUAAUGAUUUGGAAGUCGCCUGUGGUAAAAAAAAAAAAAAAUGUGUUGCAGGCAGGCGUCAGACCUGCUUAAAGUGUCUGUGCACUUGUUUGCUGGCCCUCUAACUGCUCUGACAGAGCCGUCCCUGUGCUGUGCUAUUUAUGUUUGCUGCUGUAGCGUGCUAUAGAGUUUGGCAUGUUUCCUUCUGUCCAUUUCAGGUAUCAUAAAAAAGAGGAAAGGUUGGACACCUGAAAUGCAGCCAUGGUGGACUGAAUUGGCCUGCAUUGUUCCAACAGCAGGUCACUUAGGGUUUUAUGACAAACAAGCCGGUUUGGAAAGUGACGGAGCGUGCUUGGCAGAAGCGGAUGAACACAGCCAUAGCAUUCCAUGUUAAUUAUCCCCCCCCCUUUUACUUUAAAAAAAUGUCCCCAACAAUUUUGAUUAUUGAGAGCAAUGGCAGUCCGAGGCGAGCUAUUUUCUGCCUAGCAGGUGCCUGUGAUUUUUUAAAAAAACGUUCCCUGCCUGCAAACCAUUCAUAUGUGUCUUGUUGGCAUUCUUAUGUUAGGUUGUAAAGUUGUGUAAAAAGACCUUCAAAAACGUCAAAAUCAUCUCUGAAUAACAGUGACACAAAGGCUCUCCUUUCUCUGAGCCAAGCUGCAAGGUUUUAGCGCGAGGAAUGUAAAGAAACAAUAAACGUUUGAUAUUGUUCAGCCAAUUAAUAGAGGGGAACCUCUUCUGUGUAGUAAAGCACUGGGAAUGUGUUAUUUUAUUCCUGUCGCUCAAUAAUAAAGGCUGAAUUGUUAUUCUGCUGCAGUAGGGAAUGUUGAGAAAGUUGUGUUUUAUUAAGAACCAUAGUUUAUAUAUGGUUCUUCUUGGGCUGAGAAUAAUUGAACUGCACCCUUUCAGACACCAGUGUGUGAUGUGUCUAUCAAAUAACGGAAUAAGGAGGCAACAUGUCAGAUGUAGAAUGGAAAAUAUGCGUUAUAACUUGAAAAAAUCACAAAAGGACCGAAUACUUUGUUAAAAGAACAAUCAUUCAGAGGAAUAACUUUUUUAACGACCCAAGUCCAUAUAAUUUUACGACCCGAAUUUAUUGUAUAUUUCAGUGCUAGCAUUUCGGUGCAAAUUGAGAGGUCAUUUUUCCUCACUUCUUUUUUUCCUCAACAGGAUUUUGCCGUUAAAGAAGAACCUCCAUCAACACAAAAGAUCCAACAUGUGGAAUCGGUUGAUACAGAGGAACAAGGCCAACCCCAGAGGUCUUACGAGCAUCAGGAAAAUAAUGUGCAUGAGAAGGCGAGACAACAGCUUGUGCAGAACAAGCCAGGCGUAAAAAAAACUAUUAGACCCAUCUUUGAAAUGGAAGAACCUCGGUCUUGAAUCUCCAUAUGAGUAUGUGAUAAUUUCACUCCAUAUAUUAGAAGUCUUUGAAAUAUUUGCAACGCUACCAGGUUCAGUAUGUGGCGGGAACUUUCUGUUCCAAUAGAUGAGAUUUUAAGAAGGGAGUGAUGCUGGAGUCGCGCACUCCACUGGCUGCAUGUGUCUUAGUGUGUCUUCUCCACAUGCCAGCAGUCACACAUUAUAAAGAGAUGGUUCAUAUGGCUUAUACAUUUUAGGGCAAGCACAAAAAUUCCUGAUUAUAUGGACGAUCCCAGUUAAUCGAUGUGUUCACUGCUUGGAACCCCUCUGCACAAUUACAGACAGAAAACUUGGCCGUGGGAGUAACAUUCACAAAAAGUAUCUAUCACAUAUGUUAUUUGAUUGAUAAAUAGAUCUAGCAGGGGUUUUAGCUGUAACUUGUGAUAAGUGUCCCAAUUUUGAGAGGCAACUGGCUCCAGAUAAAAGCUGUAAAACGGCAACAAAAAAAGCCUCAAAUCCCUGCAUCCCUCUUCUCUCCCUCAAUGCAUAAAUGAUGAUGAUAUGUUACGAUAAAUAACUAUUUCCAAAAUAGAAAAACGGAUAAUGAUGUCGCCCUCUUAUUUUAUUUCAUUUUUCUAGGGAAGCAAAUGAGAAGAAAUCCAAAAGAAGUGCAGCAAAUGAGAAGUUUGCCGAGACGGAGGAGAAGAUGCAGAAGAAGGCAGAUUUCUCUGUGUCCUCCUCACCUGGUCGGCAGUACUCUCAUAAAACGUAAGUCACCUGGUGGGGUUUUCUCCUCACACUUCAUGAAUGAGGAACCAUUCGAGUUCUACAGAAGAGCAAGCAGCUUACAGGAAGGAGAUUGCUGAAGUCACAGAAAAAGAUUGGCACAACUCUUUGACCCGUGGUUAUAGUUUCUGUGGAAACUGAUGUGUUUUUAUAUAAGCCAAUGUAUGGGUCUAAUGUACACUUUCCCUGCCUUUCCUAUGGCGCCUGGCAGCAAGGUUUCUAGCUGUCCCCAUAAUUGUGACUGCCAGUGUAUACAGGUCCGCUAGUAAAGUUACUGGGUCGACUCUAGCCACUGUUCUGCUGAUAGCUUCUCCCCGCCUUGCACCAGUGAAAUUUGGUACAUGUACAGAAGGGGACCAUUGGGAGCAUACUAAUGUUACUCCAGGCCAGUAGUCAUAGGAGACACAUCGGAACAGCGCGUCACUGCUUAAUUAAGGCUUGGUUCAGUGUUUAUCAUGGCCCGUCUGCGUUGCCUGGGAAACGAUCAUAUCGGCUGAUUUCCUCUGAUAAUGGCCUCCGCUGGAAAUGCUAUCUGUGUACAUAGGAACCGUCUCCCCGCGGCCCCAUUUGAACAUAUACCAAAUUGCAUUGCUCCGCGCUGCGCAGUUUUUAUUUUUGAGUUAUUUGAGUGGCGCAACUGACUUUAAAAGCCAUCUGCAUUUCUGUUUGCGUGUAUGGAAUGAAGACUACGGUAGAGAAAGAGAGACCUGCUCUGUGUAGUAUGAUGACGAUGCCAGUUUCCCCAUUACUUUAGUCCCUCUCUAUGCCUGGCUGCUGCUGCUUAGAUUUUGAGAAAGUUCAAACCUGACAAUUCCGGUUAACUUUAGAUUGUUAAUGGUGCUUGUUGUAUAGAAUAAUCUCGCAGUUAUUUUAAAUGACAAAAGGAAAACCUCAUAUUUUGUUAUGUGUAUCAUAUACUGAUAUAAUAUUUAAAGUUUAAACCCAUCCUGUGUAUGGAUAUGUACUUGUGUAGUUGUUACACAAAACUUGCUGUUGAUUCUUAUCUCCUGCAGUGUCUGUGUUCUUCAGUAAGACCCCAGGAGGAGGCGCCGAUGACUUCAGCGAGAGUUCAUCUGAGAGUGAGGAGGAUGAGGAGCAGCCAGAGCGCCGUCCGGAGAGCAACACAGACCUGCCCUCUGAGUACUGGCAGAUUCAGAAACUGGUCAAGUACCUCAAGGUACAGUACAGUAAAGCCUGUAGAAGCCCAGCCCUCUGCUUUGGGAAUUUCACUGAAAAUAAGUUGUUCUGUUCUGUUGAAAACAUACUAUUCUAGCAGGCCAGGCAGUUCACAAUGGACAGGAAACAGUAAAAUCCAGGUCAUUUUCCUGUGAUCCAUAUAGUAAUUUUGAUGCAGACUUGAGUCAAUAUUCAAACUUCUUGAAAUGGUCAAAAAAAAGUAAUGCCUUUAAGGUAUGGCUCUGUAUCUGUAGAAUUGUGAUAGUCACAAUAGUCCUAAUGUCACCUGAGAGGGAACAAUAUGUAAUCUCCUUAACAUAAUUCCACCUGCCUGUUUGCGUACAUUUUAUGACAUCAAGUUGUCGAUCAAUAUAACAAACUGACGUUAGAUAAAAAAGUAUAUAUAAUGUGCUCCUGUUUUAAAGCGUCUGCUUUGUAGUAGGAUGUUUAUAGAAGUGGUUGGCCUGGGUUUGUGGAUUCCUGGUUUCUGACACACACUAGGCCUGUUUGGGUGCACGUGUGAGCCAACCCAUAUGAGAGAAGAGAGCAGAGCUGUCUAAAAACAGCAGCUGGGCACACUGUUUACACACACCACAGAGCAUAAAUGAAACGCUGCUCUGAAAGGUCUGACAGUGCAUAUAGUGAAUAUUAAUGUGUCAAAACACAAAAGGAAAAGAGAGAGAGGACCAAAGCGCCAGUGACCCAGACUGACUGGGAAUACCUCCUUCCACAGCCUGAUUUGAGAGGAAUUCUCCCCUCUCUCUCUUGCUCUGUGGUUACCGGUCAGUUUAUUUGGACUUGUGCAUAGAUACCGUUUAGGGCCAUGACAUGGUGUAACUGCAAUCAUAUGAUAUUAUGGUUAGUCAUAUAUUGCAAAUCUGGCCCAUAUACCUUAAUGAUAAUCAUAACCUAAUCUCUCCACUUUGAGUCUCGAUAUACAGUAUAGUAAUUUACAAAAUUAACUGACAUUCAAAUGUGUGUAUUGUUUUGGUACUAAUUAAAUCGAUUUACGGUAUAGUAAUGAAAUAUGAAUUACAUUAUUUCGUAUCUCUAUGAUCUAUGACUAUUAAAUAUUAGCAGAAGCUUUGUAAGCUGAGAUACAGUAUUUGGCUCUGUCCAUGUUUUUACAUACUGUACUGCAAUUGGGCCCCCCAAAUACGAUCAUUCAUAGGGCAACUGGUGGUAAAUCUUUUAAAGAAAACAUUCAAGCAAAGUUCAGUUCCAGGUAGAUAUUUUUAGCUUAACAAAACAUGAGAUAAUGAAUGAAAAUUCCUUCUUAGGAAAGAGCAGUUACUCUCCUUUCCAAAACAGAUUUAAAAUGUAAAUUAUAUAUAAAAAGAAGCUGGGCCAAUGUCUGAUAAGGGAACUUUCAAAUUUCGUUAUGUUUGUAUAUGUUAAACUUUUCAGUGGGGAUUGGAGUGAAUUCGUAGUGAGAGUUUGUGCUUUCAACAAGAUGCAUUUGUAAACCUGUACUUCCUAGGCAGCAUUCUAUCUGUCUGGAAACCACACAGUGGAGUUAUUUAUGGGGUUUGUCCAGUAGUCAUUUUAUAAUAUCAUUACCAUCAGAAGCUAAAACUAACCCUGAGCCAAGUUAAAUAUCUGUUUUAUUUUAGAAGUAAGAAAAGUUUUUUUCUACUUCUUCUCAGCCGUAUAGACAAACAUUUGUACUUGAGGAAGAUUGAGACUUUCAUAAAGCUACACAUGAAUGAUCUGUGUUGUGUUUAAUGGGUUAUUUAUCUAAGGAUAUUUACCCAGGGUGCUAAUAUGUGUGCCUACACUGCAUGUGUUUAAAUAAGUAUGUCUUAAAGGGGCAAUCUGCAAUAACAAAGUAUACAUCCCACCACUAUUGAGAGAUGGGGCUGAAAAAAUGUAAGCACUCUCAAAUUAAUUGACAGAGCUAUAGAUGCAGGACUGACCAUCUAUGAUAGUUUUAACCAUGUUUUGAGGCUAUACAGUGAUAGUUUACAAUUACAUUGUUUACAAACAAAGAAGUAAAACAAGCUUAUAUUUUGGGUUCUGAUGGGGUUAGACAGUUGAACUAAGCUCAUGGGGCAUUUAUAAAGUAUACUUGUUAAGAAUCAAUGGCUAUAUAUCAUGAAUGUAAAAGUCCUAAAAUGUAUUUAGCAAUCGCAGAUUGCCCCUUUAACAUACUAAUAUGUGUGCCUGUGAAUACACAUACAAUAUGCCAUCUAAUGAGUUAUGAUUUUGCUUGCUGAAAUGAUGUUAUAAUGAUGUUAACAUGUUGCUUGCCGCAAUGACUUAAACACUUUAGAUGAGGCUUGUGUGUAUGUAAACAGUUGUUUUUGUGGCAAGAAACAAGGCAUGCCGGCAAUACAGUAUAUUUAGAAACAAGCCUAUACGGUCGGUAUUCUCUCUUUGUGCAGAUUGAAGAACACACAGUAUAGUUUACAUAUACAGUGAGGGAAAAAAGUAUUUGAUCCCCUGCUGAUUUUGUACGUUUGCCCACUGACAAAGAAAUGAUCAGUCUAUAAUUUUAAUGGUAGGUUUAUUUGAACAGUGAGAGACAGAAUAACAACAACAAAAUCCAGAAAAACGCAGGUCAAAAAUGUUUUAAAUUGAUUUGCAUUUUAAUGAGGGAAAUAAGUAUUUGACCCCCUCUCAAUCAGAAAGAUUUCUGGCUCCCAGGUGUCUUUUAUACAGGUAACGAGCUGAGAUUAGUAGCACACUCUUAAAGGGAGUGCUCCUAAUCUCAGCUUGUUACCUGUAUAAAAGACACCUGUCCACAGAAGCAAUCAAUCAAUCAGAUUCCAAACUCUCCACCAUGGCCAAGACCAAAGAGCUCUCCAAGGAUGUCAGGGACAAGAUUGUAGACCUACACAAGGCUGGAAUGGGCUACAAGACCAUCGCCAAGCAGCUUGGUGAGAAGGUGACAACAGUUGGUGCGAUUAUUCGCAAAUGGAAGAAACACAAAAUAACUGUCAAUCUCCGUCGGCCUGGGGCUCCAUGCAAGAUCUCAUCUCGUGGAGUUGCAAUGAUUAUGAGAACGGUGAGGAAUCAGCCCAGAACUACACGGGAGGAUCUUGUCAAUGAUCUCAAGGCAGCUGGGACCAUAGUCACCAAGAAAACAAUUGGUAACACACUACGCCGUGAAGGACUGAAAUCCUGCAGCGCCCGCAAGGUCCCCCUGCUCAAUAAAGCACAUAUACAGGCCCGUCUGAAGUUUGCCAAUGAACAUCUGAAUGAUUCAGAGGAGAACUGGGUGAAAGUGUUGUGGUCAGAUGUGACCAAAAUCGAGCUAUUUGGCAUCAACUCAACUCGCCGUGUUUGGAGGAGGAGGAAUGCUGCCUAUGACCCCAAGAACACCAUCCCCACCGUCAGACAUGGAGGUGGAAACAUUAUGCUUUGGGGGUGUUUUUCUACUAAGGGGACAGGACAACUUCACUGCAUCAAAGGGACGAUGGACGGGGCCAUGUACCAUCAAAUCUUGGGUGAGAACCUCCUUCCGUCAGCCAGGGCAUUGAAAAUGGGUCGUGGAUGGGUUUUCCAGCAUGACAAUGACCCAAAACACACGGCCAAGGCAACAAAGGAGUGGCUCAAGAAGAAGCACAUUAAGGUCCUGGAGUGGCCUAGCCAGUCUCCAGACCUUAAUCCCAUAGAAAAUCUGUGGAGGGAGCUGAAGGUUCGAGUUGCCAAACGUCAGACUCGAAACCUUAAUGACUUGGAGAAUAUCUGCAAAGAGGAGUGGAACAAAAUCCCUCCUGAGAUGUGUGCAAACCUGGUGACCAACUACAAGAAACGUCUGACCUCUGUGAUUACCAACAAGGGUUUUGCCACCAAGUACUAAGUCAUGUUUUGCAGAGGGGUCAAAUACGUAUUUCCCUCAUUAAAAUGCAAAUCAAUUCAUACAAUUUUUGACAUGCGUUUAUCUGGAUUUUUUUGUUGUUAUUCUGUCUCUCACUGUUCAAAUAAACCUACCAUUAAAAUUAUAGACUGAUCAUGUCUUUGUCAGUGGGCAAACGUACAAAAUCAGCUGGGGAUCAAAUACUUUUUUCCCUCACUGUAUGCUACAUACCACGUAAUUGCCAUCAAUAUGCACUGUAGGUAACCACAGGGUAUUUGUUUUACAAGCUGAAGCCACUGCUUCAUUAUCUAGAAUUAGAUAUAUAUGGCAACUUAACAGUGAUACAUUCAGUAUGCUUUCAGCGUAGCUGCUACCAAUUACCCUACUUUGUGCUCUGCUGUUUUUGAUAAAGUGUUGCUGGUGAUUGUAAGUGGCUUAUGUGAAAAAACGAUGUAUAUUUAGGUGCCAACAUUGUUAACAACUUUAUUACUUACCAAACCACACUCAAAGGUUGUGUACUGUGUAAGUGUUUACCUAGAAUGUGGUCAUUUUUAUUGCAUAGGUGGCUUCAUAAUUUAACUAUCACAUAAUAACACAUUAGAUUAUCCCUUAUUUCUGCCUAAUAGAUUUGUAUAUUUAAGCAUGAGGAUAUGUCCUUAGUUUAUAGAAGCAUAUAUUAAUGAGAUUAUAUUUUGUUUUAUGUCCUGAGGUAAAGUAACUGAUAGUCCCUUUCAAUGUAAAGUGACUGAUAGAUGUGGUAUACAUACAGUCAAUCAUUUUUUAUAAUAAAACAAUAUAAUUGUUAUGUGUUAAUUAAUUUCCAAGUAAAAUGUAAGAUGUUGCAUAGAGCAAGGUAAUAUAAGUAGGUGUCAUGAUUGCCACACCCGGGUAAUGAGAGGGGUCCCACGUCCAUCCAUGAUGACACUUUGUUUAACCCUUGUUGACGUUGUCCACCCUCAGCUGGUCAGUAGUGGAAAUACAGGCCCCAUGUUCUCUCAGGAGAACACUUUUCCUAAUUACCUCAUGUUCUCCUGCCGUGUGAAAGAGCCAGGGUCAGUCACUACCCUCACAUUAACUUAAUAGAGUGAAACAUUAUUUCCAAUGAAUUAGGUGUUUCACAGCUUUGAACUGACUAUUCAGCUCUGUUAACAUGUUAUAAAGACCUUUUUCAGAAAUAGAUUCUUAAGUACCAGAAAAAAUCUAACUGUUGAUUGGAAGCCUUAGACUAAAAGGCUAAAUAUAAAUACAACACACAUCAGUUUGAACAAUUAUUUUGGAAACUCAGAGAAAUUAAAUAGCCUACUCAUACUCAUCCACCAGACAAAGUAAUGUUCACUAUGAAUACUGUAACUUAUGUCUAGAGAAUGUUUUACAGAACGUCUGUACAUAUUUCCAUACUUUUUAAAUUAAGCAACUUUUUAGUGACACAAAAUACCACAAAACAUUUGGACGCCUGACACAAACUGUAUUAUUUCACUAGCCGCUACAAGACAGCAGGGCCAGUCAUAUGCUCAACAUUUUAUUUUAUAGAAGAUCCUAUGUCCAAUAUGAAGUAAGAGAGAACCACCAAUCAUUCUUUCCCUAUUCGUUACCCAUAAUGUACUUGGCAGUAGGCUCAGUCUUUUUUUCUUUUCUUCAUCUGUACCCUACAUGGCUAGUCUGCUCCAGAAACGGCAGAAGAGAAAAACCACAUGCACCCUCCAGGAUGCGGCCCCUGCCAAGCUGGUUGCUUCUUUCUUACACCGACUGAGGUCGAUGAACACAGACAGGAGAAACACAGACAGUGGCUUCAUUCCACCUGUCAUAGAUCCAGCUCUGUGGGGGCAUGCACACAUACACACACACACACACACACACACACACACACACACACACACACACACACACACACACACACACACACACACACACACACACACACACACACACACACACAUGCCCAGGUUAUUACCUUGCUGUUUGGAAGAGUUGUAUCAAGCAGUGAAAGUUUCAGCCAGAUUUCAGUUUUUUUGGUGGUGAACAAUUACACAGGGAGACAAACGUUUUUUAAAUAUUUUUUUUAAUGGGUGAUAUCAGGUUAACCCCUUUAAUGAAAUGUGAUCCCUUAUAGUGUUUUAUUGCGUAAAUCAGUUGUUGAUUCCAUAAUCUUAUUGGAUAGGUAGAUACAUCUUUUAUACAAUGGUCUUUUUAAUUUAGCUGAGUUGCUGAUUAAUGAUGAUCAUCCGCCCUGCGUGUCUGGUGUGAAUUCCAGAGCGACAUUAACACGUAAAUUCCCUUUAUGUGAUGUCUGCUUCCCAGGGCACUUCUUAGUGCUUAGUGUGCCCUUGAGGAAGCCUAAUUUACUCCAGGGGCGGGGUACUGCUAUGGCUGACCCUGUAAAACAACACAUUUCACAGCACCUAUCCGGUGUAUGUGACAAUAAAACAUAUACAUAUAUAUAUAUUUGUGCUUAGUGCCUGUUGCACUUGCUCUGUUUGUAAUGUAGGUGUCUGGAUUAAAGGACCAUAAUAAAUGCUUGUUUUAUAUAUUGGUAAUACAUUUAUCAGAUCAUGAGAGUUUAUGAAUCUCCUUCAUUCUUUCCCUACUUUGUAAUGUGCGAUAUUUAAAUAUAUUUUUCCUCUGGAUGUAAUUUAUGAGGACAUUUAGAAAUUGCUAUUGUUAUUGCAAAAUGUCUUGAGCAGUGGGUCCCUCCCCCCGGGUCAUAAGAAAGAGGUGUUCACCUCGGUUUAACUACUCAAAACAAAACACAUAGCAGCCUAACCCCUGCAGUCUUCUCUGUAUCCCCCUAAGUGUAAAUCUAUGCAGUAUUGUUGUCUGUGGCGAAUCACAAAUGCCCCAAAGUCACAUAAAUACUGUAGAAAAAUGUUGUCUCAUCAUGUUAUGUAAACCCCAGUCAUUAGUUGUGUUUACAGUUUUUUUCAUGUGUCUUUCAUAAGCUGUAGUCUUUAGAUGUAGACAGAGGUUGCUUCCCAAAUCCCCAAAUAGGGCUCUGGCCAAAAGUAGUGUCCUAUAUAGGGAAUAGGGUGCGAUUUGGGAUGCACUCAGACAGAUAGUGUUUGAGUUGUAGGCUGCCCCCUCUGGCUGCGCAUCUGCCCCUAUCAUGCUAUCUGGAGGAGAGUCCAUCAUAAAAGAUUGUCAGAUGUUGUCAAUGUUUUAAAGAAUGUCUACAAUACUUCUAGACCAAAGCUAACAAAAAUGGAAGCAUAUGAUCUUUUCUCUCUGGUAUCAGUUAUAAACAUAGCGUUUUGUUUUUAAAAGGUAUGAUCCUAGCCCCACUGAAUCCUUUGAAGAGGAAGAAGUGGUGGUGGAGAGAAAAAAGAAGCAGUAGAUCCACUGCUGUUACUAGAUGAAUGGUUCACAUUUAGGCCAACGUCAUAAUAUGGGGAACACAUGUGCCCGUUAUCCCACUCCCAAAAGUGUGUCAGGCUACCUCUUUUUGGGGGGUGAACGAUUUGAUCAAACAACUGCUUCAUAUCACGGUACACCCUGAUACAGUACAUUCUGAUAUAACUGUACCCCCAAAACAUGAACUGCGUAGACCAUACUGUGUUAUUUAUAGUUAAACAUGUUCUAUAUUUUCACUUUAAAGAACUCUCUCUCACAUUGAUACGUUCAUUACAUAAGAGGUUCGAGUCUCCUCUGCGUGGGUAGAGUAAUCUGUUUGGGAUGGUCCUGAGGCUGAGAUGUUUAUGAAGUGUGCAACUAAUAAAAGCAACUAGAUUUUUUUCCAGGUCUAUCUGGGGUUCAUUUAAAAACAGAACUGAAAGAAAAAAAGCAGAAAAAAAUGAGAAAUAAUUAAACAAUAACAUUUUGAUUGUUCACUUGCCAGGAGAUUUUGACUUCAGGAUGCCGUGUCACAUUUCAAAGUCAUGUAACACAUCUAGUAUUACACCAGCUUACUUCUGUAUUUUCUACCUAAUGUGUGGAACUUCUGUUUCCAUCUGCCAUCAGAUGGUUUUAUUCCAUCAUGGUCUGAACCAUUUGACAUUAACAAAAGAUACACUGCAACUUCAAGUACCUCGGUUUCCAAAUCACUAAGAACUUAAAAUGGUCCACACACGUGCCCACAGUCGCGAAGAAGGCGUGACAGCGCCUCUUCCCCCUCAGGAGGUUGAAAAAGUUUGGCAUGGGCCCUCAAAAAGUUAUACAGCUGCACCAUUGAGAGCAUCUUAACUGGCUGCAUCACUGCGUGGUAUGGCAACAGCACUGCCCUCGAUCGCAUGGCGCUACAGAGGGUGGAGCGGACAGCCCAGUACAUCACUGGGGCUAUGUUCCCUGCCAUCCAGGACCUCUAUACCAGGUGGUGUGAAAGGAAGGCCUGGAAAAUCGUCAAAGACUCCAGCCACCCAAGCCAUGGGCUGUUCUCUCUGCUGCCGCAUGGGAAGCAGUACCGGUGCAUCAAGUCUGACACCAACAGCUCCUUAACAACUUCUAUCCCCAAGCUAUAAGACUACUAAAUAGCUAACAAAAUGGAUACACAGACUGAGUUGACUCUUCAUUUUUAUUUUUGCACUGUCUCUAUGUACACUCUAAGGACUCUACAAAUUGACGCACACGGACACUGCAACACACACGCAUAACAUGCACACAUUUAUACUGACUCUAGUCAUUCUACACACACUCACAUUCAACCAUCAUUUACGCUGCUGCUACUCUGUUUAUCAUACACCCUGUUGCCUAGUCACCUUGUCCCCCCCUACAAAUAUUGGAAAUAUUGGAAAUUACCCUGUAUAUAACUUCUUCUUUUCUUGUGUUCUUCUUAUUUCUUAUUUUUAUUUAUCGUGUGUUUAUUGAUUGAUUAUUGCAUUGUUGGGUUUAGGGCUUGCAAGAAAACAAAUCACUGUACUUGUGCACGUGACAUUAAAACUCAAUACACUGCAACAAAAAAAACACAAUACAGACUAAAAAGUAUCUGAGAAUGGCAAUUGUUGCUCAUCAGAUAGGUCAGAGAAUGGCCCCAAGUCACCUGUUUUACAUUUGACAUUGUUUUGUAUGUUGCACUUAAGAAGCAAUAAACCUAAAUCUGCUCAAUAUCCUGUUCCCAUAUAUUGAGGCACUUGUAGUGAAAUCAAAGAACAGAUUUUCUACUCCCAAACCACUUGUUUGCUUAGUAGUAGUUACUAAGUAGCUAAUUGGGUAGAAACAAGCCUUGAGUUAUUGUGUGUGUGUAUAGCAACUGUCAAAACAGAGUCUUUUGAAGUGCUUACUCAUUAUUAUGUUCAUCAUUUCAAUGCUCAUUUUUCUCUUUAAUCUCUAACUUAAGUCAUUGUCUAUGGUUUUCUGGCUGCAGGCAGCUUAGUAGUCAGAGUGCCAUUCUGUAUCCAAUAGUUUCUCUCUACCAGUGUUUACCGUCACAAAGCUAAACACUUACCAAACUGUGGUAAACAAAAUAACCACAACAGGCAUGAUACAAUUUGAUUUUAUUUGAUUUUAUUAAAGCCAAGGAGAGAGAGAAAAAAAAGACGGGGAGAAAAGUACAGCAGGAGGGGAGACGCUGUGUUUUCCCUUUUCUAAAUGUCUCUUUAAUUCUCUUUUCUCUGUCUGCGGUUUCAUUCAUUCAUUCAUUGGUGCCUUGUUUUCAUUAUUAUUUCAGGGAGGCAACCAGACGGCCACUGUGAUUGCUCUGUGCUCCAUUAGGGACUUUAAUUUAGCCCAGGAGACGUGCCAACUGGCCAUCCGGGAUGUAGGUGGCCUUGAAGUCCUCAUUAACUUGCUGGAUACAUAAGAAAUCAAAUUCAAAGUGAGUAGCCCUCCCAGUCUCAGUCCCUGCUCCCUGCCAAUCGGACCUGGUUGCCCGCGGGGGGAACAGAGCUGUGCUGUGUGUGGCAGCCUAGUGUUUCAGAUACAAAGAGUAUACUGACUGUAGGCCUGGGAAGGCAGGCCCGCUGCCUUUAAGGACACAGUGUAUCAAUUAGACUCCAAUAGACCUAAUGAGAUGUGUGGGUGCUUUUUAUACCGCAUGCCUUUAUGUUGAAACUCUUUAGUAACUGCUGUCUAUUUUUACAGGGGCACGUUUUGGGGGUUUACAUAAUGCUCUUUAUUUGUGCUCCAGUUGACAGAUGUGUACCUCAUGUUGUUGGCAUUGGCUUCACAGUUUUUCUUAAUAUAGGCCCCAAAAAUGUUUUCUUGAUUUAAGGAGAUAUACUUUGUUGACUUAUCAUCUGUGUGUUUGAUUUAGAUUGGCUCUCUGAAGAUUCUGAAGGAGAUCCGUUGUAACAGUCAGAUCCGCCGGGCUAUUGCUGACUUAGGGGGUCUGCAGAUCAUGGUGAAGAUCUUGGACUCCCCAGACAAGGAUCUGAAAUAUCUGGCCACAGAGACCAUCGCCAACGUGGCCAAGUUCCGAUGGGCCAGGAGGACAGUCAGACAGCACGGAGGAAUCAAGAGACUGGUGAGUAUGGUUGGAAGAUACAUACUGUACUAUACUGUAGCACAGUAAAGCAUAGCCUUGCAAAAGGGAACAUAAUAAUAAUGUCAUUUAGACAGACGCUUUUAUCCAAAGAGACUUACACAACUGUCGGCAUUGACAGUGACACAUAAAUAUAUGUGUAUGUGUGACCGGUGCGGGAAUUGAACCCACAGCUCUGCUGCUGUUGCCAGUAGCAUGCUCUAACUAACCCAUUACAGAGCCAAUUUGGAAUCACAUACUGUACUGUAGCACAGCAAAGCACAAACUUGCACAACAUAGGCCGACCCGGCACAGCACUACACAGAAUAACUCCCCCACUACACACCAACACACAGCACAGCCCAACCCAACUCGGCUCUGUUUCAAAACACAGCACAGCAACACACACCUCCUCACAGUACUGGCUCUUCUAGCUACCUUGAGUUUCCAUACACUAAGUUCUCUGAUAGUCCUCACCCCCCAUUCCCCCUUUCCUUGGUCUCAUGUGACAAACAUCAAAGUCAGUCAGGGGGAAACAGAUAGAAUGUCCUUUGACAUCCUCGGACCUGAGUUUAUGUUUAUUGACAGAGCGGCAUGUGAUUAAAGCCUGUGGGCCUUGUAUAUUUAUUGUGAAGUACCAAAUCGGAUGUGCUCAUUGCAGUCAUUGCAGAGGAGUGAUUAAUUUCACGCUAAACUACAGACUGAGACCACCUUUGAACUGCAUAACAUGUGUAAUAGCUUUGCCUGCUCUGUGUCAGUGGCCGUACAGGAACUAUGGAUUAACACAGCCCUGACACACAGACUGACGGUCAUAAAGGGUACCUCUGGGAUUUCAACAUCGUAACAUCAACACGCAGACCUGCUGUUUUUCCACAUUCUGAAUCUCUUUUUUAAAUUAUAUCAGACCCCACGGUAAUAUAAUUUAAUUAUGCACCUAAUCAUGGCCAACAACUUUGCUAUUCUCGUUUAAUACAUUGCGCAAAUGGAAACCACAGCUAUCAUUACAGCAUCUCCUGUGGAUUUCACAUUCACUGAACAAAUCCGACAUUACUUUUCUAAUGUCUGAUAUAAAUUGUAUUUGAUACACACUGGAUCAUCGAGUGUGAUUUGAUUUGUGUGUUGUGCUCUGCGUGUGUGCAUGUUCUGUGUGUGUGUGUGUAUGUGUGUGUGUCUAUGUAUGUGUGUGUGUGUCUGUGUGGGUAUGUGUGUGUGUAUGUGUGUGUGUGUAUGUGUGCAUGUCUGUCUCUGUGUAUGUGUUCCCAGGUGGAUUUACUAGACUGCAUGCCUGACUCGGCGGCCCUGACAGAGGAGCAGGAGAAAGACGUGGAGGUGGCUCGCUGCGGGGCCCUGGCCCUCUGGAGCUGCAGUAAGAGAACCAGGAACAAGGAGGCAAUCAAUCCGCAAGGCCGGGGGAAUCCCUCUUCUGGCCCGCCUGAUCAAGUCUCCCCAUGAGAACAUGCUAAUACCUGUGGUGGGAACCCUGCAAGAGUGUGCCUCAGAGGUGAGGGGCUCACUGUGAGGCUCUGGUCAAAGGAAGUACACUACAUAGGGAAUAGGGUGCCAUUUCGGGCGCAUGCAUGGUGUGGGAAGCAUGUUCAGCAGAUUAAGGUAUGGAGUGCCACCCUGAAGAGGACCACUGUGUGAUUCAUCAUUGGAACUCAAAACACUGUCUCUGAUUGCCUAUGUGUUUUCCCUACACUUUAAUUUACAGAGAAGUUACAGAAUUGCCAUCCAGACUGAGGGCAUGAUCGAGGACUUGGUGAAAAACCUCAACUGUGACAACCACGAGCUACAGAUGCACUGUGCCAUUGCCAUCUUCAAGGUGAUCCUGUGCCUCAUCCCCCCCCAGUUAAAUUCCUGUCUUAGGUCCAUACCUAUUCUCAUUUAAAAGGAACCCAUUAACAAGCAAAAAUGUACAUUGAUGCUGGGAAUGUGAACAAUGCAUAAGCAUUAGGGCAAAGAACUUCCAAAAAUAUGUCUAUCAUAGUUUUUAGAUGUGUACUAAUAGCCCCAAAGCUAUAUCUCUUGCCUGUCUUUCCCUGUCUAUGUCAGUGUGCGGAAGACAAGCGUACCCGUGACCUGGUACGUCAGUACGAGGGCCUGCAGCCCCUGGUGACUCUGCUGAGCCAGGCAGACAACAAGCAGCUCCUGGCCGCCACCACCGGGGCCAUCUGGAAGUGCUCCAUCAGCAUGGAGAACGUGGCUAAGUAACGUUACGCGCCCUUUUCCUCCCUCCCAUUAUUAUUACCCCUCAUUAUCACUACAGCCCCACUCAGACUGGAGCCUAACCAGAACCAGAGUUAAACUGUGUGUUUGCAGGUUGUGAUCCCAUAUAUUAUAUAUUAUUUACUGUAGUGGGGACUAGCCCUGACUUUGACAAAUCACCCAUGCAGAAGUACAUAGAUAUUUGACUGAUGUCCAUUUAGCAUUUAUUGAAUGGGUAGCCAUAGGUGCUUGUUAUACUUAGAAAAUAUAAUUGCUAGUUUAGUGAGCAAGAGUCUUUCGUGUUUUAGAGAGCUAAGUUGAUAGUAUGGGCAGAUGGGUCUACAUUACGUUCCAAUGGAAAGCAUAGUGAUAGCAGUUGGGAUGAGGGUCGAAGGACUGCAAUCACAUGUGGUGUUUUUACAAGACCUCUCAUUUGUUCAUAUGGGAGUCUCAAAUGUUUAACUCCCAAGUGUAGUCACAUCUCGUCCUUUACGUUGUGUCUGGUCGAAGUGAUUAUUUGGACAAAAUGUAGAGUUCUGCCACGGAUUCUAUUAUCUCUGAUCUUUUACGUGACUGUUUGCAGGAGGAAUGUGCUAUUUUCCACUGUUAACAAAAGAUGAAGAAAAGUGUUGAUUUUAUAGACACCCAAUAAUGUGUUAGUCUAAAGCAGCUCUCCUCCCAUUAGUAUUGAACAUGGGCAAGCAGACAGAGAGAAAGCUGCCUAAAAUAAUUACUACUUCAUAAUGUCAGAAAUGUAAGCUGACAGACUCUUAAAUCAUUUGUCAUGUUACGGCAUGCCCACGUUUACUUAAUUGUCAUUUAGUUCCCUUCAACAGUGACACUUUCUGGAAUCUUUCCUGGCUGGCUUUAUUUUGCGUCGGAUGAUUUUUAUGUCAGUAAUUUCCCCUAAAAAUAAAUAAUGCCUAGAAAUCGUGCCCUGACAGCUGUUGACGGUUGCUAAAAGGUACUCCCAUGAAAAAAUGAUUUAGCUGUAUUUAUUUUCUUACUCUGGGCUGCUCUGGGGACAUACAAUACAAGCCAUAUGCAUUCAUUUAUACCACGGUAACCUCUUAAUAAAUUCAAGGCUUAUUUUCAGAAACGAUGCCAACAAACUGAUAAGGCUGUGUCUUUUUAUAUAUUUUUACAAUGAGUGUUUAAAAAACAAUUAAAUAUGGUUUUAUAUGAUGAAUUAAGAUAUGUGGAAAUGUCUAGCCUUUGACUCAAAAACCCUGUAGGAUUUAAAAUUGCAGAGGGCCCAGUAGUCACACCGGUCUCUCUCCAACUCAUAUUUCAUAACUGAUAGAAUGAUAUCCUACAUUUAGAGUCUAAGUUAAGUCUUCCCAACUGGAAGCAAGUGCCUGUUGCCACAUGAAAUUAAACAAAGAUCCCAUUACAGAAGUAUGCCAAUAACCCUCUCUUUAAAACAGGUGGAUAUACACUGAGUGUACAAAACAUUAGGAACAGCUUCCUAAUAUUGAGUUGCACCCCCUUUUGCCAUCAGAACAGCCUCAAUUCGUCGGGCAUGGACUCUACAAGCUGUCGAAAGCGCUCACAGGGAUGCUGGCCCAUGCGUCACACAGUUGUGUCAAAUUGGCUGGAUGUAUUUUGGGUGGUGGACCAUUCUUGAUACACACGGGAAACUGUUGAUCAUGAAAAACCUAAUAGCAUUGCAGUUCUUGACACACUCAAACUGGUGCGCCUGGCACAUACUACCAUACCCUGUUCAAAGGCACUUAAAAAUGUUGUCUUGCCCGUUCACCCUCUGAAUGGCACACAUACACAAUCCAUGUCUCAAGGCUUAAAAAUCCUUCAUUAAACUGUCUCCUCCCCUUCAUCUACACUGAUUGAAGUGUAUUUAACAGGUGACAUCAAUAAGGGAUCAUAGCUUUCACCUGGAUUCACCUAGUCAGUCUAUGUCAUGGAAAGAGCAUGUGUAGAUUACUGUCUCUGGUGCCAAGUUCAUAAUGGACAACCAGACCAGUGGUUGUUGUCAUAAACAAAAGUGCAUGUUCUGUUUGCAUAGAAAGAGAAGUGUUGGCUGACAACAUAUUUAGCUGUAAAGACUAAAGAAUUUAUACAGUACGGGUUUUCAGGGAACAAAGUGAACCUUUCAGACUGCCUGUCAGUCCUCUGGCUACUAAACAAGCCUUCAUAUUCAGUCCAGUUCUGCUGUAUAAAAAAUGGCAGAGAUUGGGAGCCCUUCAGAGUGCAGCCUGGCAAGGCGAUAAAACAAGUUAACUGCACUGGCAAUGAGUAAUGUGGCACCUCCGUGCACUUGCUCCCAUUACAGGCCGCUUGCCGCAGCGUAAUUACUCAUAACACUGUUGCUAUGCAAAAAGGCCAUAAUAAUAAUAGCAAUGAUUAGCAAUGAUACUGAUAAUCGCAUACAAAACUGCAAUUGGGUGACACUUCAUUAGCAAACAUCAAACCCCUCAGAAGGGUGCCCUCACACUCAUUAAGUGGGGAUGUGAUAAAUAAGUAAGGAAUCCAGUCAGUGAGAGAGAGAGAGACCCAAAGGAUUGUAACACCCGCUACAAUGUUCCCAUUUAAUGGUUACUUUCCUGUGUAGCGUUUGUGUUUUGUUUAGUUUUUUGGACGGCUCGGGGGGUUGGGUGUGAACGAAGGUAGAAAUGUGUCAGAGUGGUGUGAGUGUGUGGAAUCAAACGCAGGAACCAGGAUGACGUUAAACACUUUAGUAAAUCCAAAAAUGGACAAAAUAGCCUCCCCAACCGGGUGGCGCACCAAUACGCACUGAAACACUGUGCGGAAAACAAGAAAGAAGCGCACGCAGUGCAAACUCUCGAAAAACCACGAGAGACUGAAUACAGCUGACACAGGCUGACAUAAAACAAUAACGCAUAACACCUGACCCAAACACACAAACUAAAUAAGGGGAACAAUCAAGACACAAACAAGGGACAGGUGUUAUGAACAGACAAAACCAAAAGAACAAGAAACAUCGAACGGUGGCAGCUAGUACUCCGGAGACGACGACCGCCGAAGUCCGCCCGAACAAGGAAGAGGAGCAGCCUCGGCCGAAACCGUGACAGUACCCCCCCCUUGACGCGCGGCUCCAGCCGUGCGCCGACCCGGAGCUCGAGGACGACCCGGACGACGCGGAGCAGGGCGCGCAGGAUGACCCCGAUGGAAAUCGGUCAGUAGGGACUGGUCUAACACGUCCCUCCUUGGCACCCAGCACCGCUCCUCCGGACCGUACCCCUCCCACUCCACAAGAUAUUGAAGACCCCCCAUCCGGCGUCUAGAAUCCAGUAUGGACCUCACGGUGUACGCCGGAGCCCCCUCGAUGUCCAACGGGGGCGGAGGAGUCUCCUCAAUCUCAAAGUCCUGGAGUGGACCAGCUACCACCGGCCUGAGGAGAGACACAUGGAACGAGGGGUUAAUAUUUUUGUAGUCAACAGGUAGUUCUAACCUAUAACUCACCUCGUUCAAUCUCCUCAGGACUUUAAACGGCCCCACAAACCGCCGACCCAGCUUCCGGCAGGGCAGGCGGAGGGGCAGGUUUCUGGUUGAGAGCCAGACUCGAUCUCCAGGUGCGUACACUGGCCCCUCACUGCGGUGUAGGUCGGCGCUCGUCUUCUGUCGACGUAUGGCACGCUGCAGAUGGACGUGUGCAGCGUCCCACGUCUCCUCCGAGCGCCUUACCCACUCAUCCACAGCGGGGGCCUCGAUCUGGCUCUCAUGCCAUGGUGCCAGCACCGGCUGGUACCCCAACACGCACUGAAACGGGGUUAGUUGGGUGGAGGAGUGGCGAAGAGAGUUCUGUGCCAUCUCGGCCCAGGGCACAUAUCUCGCCCACUCCUCCGGCCGGCCCUGACAGUAUGACCUCAGAAACCUACCCACAUCCUGGUUGACACGUUCAACCUGCCCAUUACUCUCCGGGUGGUAACCCGAGGUAAGGCUUACCGACACCCCCAACCGUUCCAUAAAUGCCCUCCACACUCUAGAGGUGAACUGGGGGCCUCGGUCAGACACUAUAUCCUCGGGUACCCCGUAAUGCCGGAAGACAUGGGUGAACAGAGCCUCAGCGGUCUGUAGGGCAGUGGGUAGACCCGGCAUGGGAAGGAGACGACAGGCCUUCGAGAACCUAUCCACAACGACCAGGAUGGUAGUAUUCCCCUGUGAGGGGGGAAGGUCGGUAACAAAAUCCACCGAGAGGUGGGACCAGGGUCGUUGUGGAAUAGGCAGGGGUUGUAACUUACCCCUGGGCAAAUGUCUGGGCGCCUUACACUGGGCACACACCGAACAGGAGGAGACAUAAAUCCUCACAUCCCUAGCUAACGUUGGCCACCAGUACUUCGUGCCAAGGCAGUGCACUGUCCGGCCGAUACCCGGUCUACCUCCAUCCUCACCCCUGACGCAGAUAACUGGUAACCCAGAAAGGAGACCGACUUCUGAAAAAACAGACAUUUCUCUGCCUUGACAUAUAGGUCAUGCUCCAACAGCCUCCGCAAUACUCGGCGCACCAGGGCUACAUGCUCAGCACGGGUAGGACUAUACACCAGAAUGUCGUCGAUGUACACAACCACUCCCUGUCCCUGCAUGUCCCGGAAAAUCUCAUCAACGAAGGAUUGGAAGACUGAGGGAGCAUUCAUCAACCCAUAUGGCAUGACUAGAUACUCGUAGUGCCCGGAAGUCGUGCUAAACGCUGUCUUCCAUUCAUCGCCCUUUCGGAUGCGCACCAAGUUAUAUGCGCUCCUAAGAUCCAAUUUUGUAAAGAACUGCGCACCGUGCAGUGACUCCGUCAUAGUCGCAAUCAGAGGAAGUGGAUAGCUGUACUUCACUGUGAUCUGAUUGAGACCGCGGUAAUCAAUACACGGCCGCAGACCUCCAUCCUUCUUCUUCACAAAAAAGAAACUUGAGGAAACGGGUGAAACGGAGGGCCGUAUGUAUCCCUGUCCAAGAGACUCAGAGAUGUAUGUCUCCAUAGAUUUCUUCUCCUCCUGAGACAAGGGAUACACAUGGCUCCGCGGGAGAGCUGCGCCUGACUGGAGAUCUAUCGCACAAUCCCCCCGUCUAUGAGGCGGCAGCUGCGCAGCCCUAGUCUUACUGAACGCCAAUGCCAAAUCCUCAUACUCGGGGGGAAUCUGCAGUGCUGGCAUUAGAUUCGGACUCUCCACCGAGGUCGCCCCUAUGGAAACACCCAGACACCGCCCCUCACAUUGAGCAGACCACCCUUUAAGAGCUUUCUCUCGCCACCCAAUAAUAGGGUCAUGAGUCAUCAACCAGGGAAGACCCAGCACCACCGGAUACGCAGGAGAGUCAAUCAGAUAAAGCUGAAUUCUCUCCUCAUGACCCUCCUGCGCCAUCAUCUGAAGUGGCGCUGUGACCUCCCUAAUCAACCCAGACCCUAACGGACGGCUAUCUAGGGCAUGGACGGGGAAAGGCUUAUCCACUGGAAGAAGGGGAAUCCCUAACUCUAAACAGAACUGGCGAUCUAUAAAAUUCCCAGCUGCGCCUGAAUCUACCAGCGCCUUAUGCUGGGAACGAGGUGCAACCUGUGGGAAACAAACAGGCAAGGUUAGGUGCACGACAGAAAGCUCUGGGUAAGCAGGGCGCCUACUCACCUGGGGGGACCCCCCAAUGCUAGACCUGCCAUCUCCUCCCCUGGAGGACCCGCCCCAGCACCUAGCCGCAGUGUGCCCUCCACGACCACAGUUGGUGCACGGGCCGGGUCCCCGUGGGCUCCUCCUCCUCCUUUCCCUAGCGCCAGCACCCCCGAGCUCCAUAGGACUCGGCUCGGAGGCGCUGGAAAGUGGAAUGGGCGAACCCCCCCCUCCGGGACGCCCACGGGUGGCGAGCAGGGUAUCCAGCCGGAUGGCCAUGUCGACCAGUUGGUCGAAAGUUAACGACGUGUCCCUGCACGCCAACUCUCGCUGGACGUCCUCUCGGAGGCUGCAGCGGAAAUGGUCAAUAUGGGCCCGCUCAUUCCACCCUGCAUCAGCCGCUAGGGUCCGGAACUCUAAGGCAAAGUCCUGUGCGCUCCUCAUCCCCUGUCGGAGGUAGAACAGACGUUCCCCCGCCGCCUUCCCUUCUGGUGGAUGGUCGAAUACAGCACGGAAGCGGCGGGAGAACUCCGCAUAGUUCGUGGUUGCGGCGUCCAUUCUCCUCCACUCGGCGUUGGCCCACUCCAACGCCUUGCCGGUGAGACAGGAGAUGAGGGCUGAGACGCUCUCGUGUCCCGAGGGCGCCGGGUGUACGGUGGCGAGGUAGAGCUCCACCUGCAGCAGGAACCCUUGACACCCAGCGGUGGAGCCGUCGUACGCCCUCGGGAGCGAGAGCCGAAUCCCACUGGGUUCCGGAGAUGACACCGGAGGGCUGACCGCUGGAGCUGGGUCGGUGGUUGGAGGUGUGGGCACCCCGCUGGUCUCCCAUCGGUGUAGAGUGGUCAUCACCCUCUCCAGGGCGUGACAGACCUGGUUCAUUCGGUCCUCCUGACCACGAAGACGUUCGUCCAUAUCGGCGGUCGGCGCGGUCGCUCCUGCUGAUUCCAUUUCGAUGCGUUAUUCUGUCAGAGUGGUGUGAGUGUGUGGAAUCAAACGCAGGAACCAGGAUGACGUUAAACACUUUAGUAAAUCCAAAAAUGGACAAAAUAGCCUCCCCAACCGGGUGGCGCACCAAUACGCACUGAAACACUGUGCGGAAAACAAGAAAGAAGCGCACGCAGUGCAAACUCUCGAAAAACCACGAGAGACUGAAUACAGCUGACACAGGCUGACAUAAAACAAUAACGCAUAACACCUGACCCAAACACACAAACUAAAUAAGGGGAACAAUCAAGACACAAACAAGGGACAGGUGUUAUGAACAGACAAAACCAAAAGAACAAGAAACAUCGAACGGUGGCAGCUAGUACUCCGGAGACGACGACCGCCGAAGUCCGCCCGAACAAGGAAGAGGAGCAGCCUCGGCCGAAACCGUGACAAAAUGUGGCUGUGGGUUUUCCAGGCAGGCAGGCAGGCAGGAGAGGAAACCAGCGUGAUGCAGAGUAGAGCACUGAGUGUUUUAAUACACACUUACAUUUGCAAGUGGAUGAGAGUUUUUUUUUAUUCUCUCAGGGUUAUUUGAAUAACAUACAAAAAUGUCAAGGUCAGACGCAGGUUUGGAAUGAAAUGACCAAGCCAUUUCUGCACCAGGAAAGGCUGCGAACGGUAAUAGAGAGUUUCAGGGAGAGUUGUUCAGGGCAUGUGUUCAUUUCAGAAUCAAUCAUGGGUCGAGUGGUGUUUCGAGACAAAAAUAUUUUCGGAAUAUAGUUUUUUUGUAUUCACAAGUAGUACAUGAACAACUUAAACAAGCCCUUGUGGCCAAUAGCAGGCAGCAUACUUUUUUGUGAGUUAUCUUUAACAUGGCCUGACUGUAUGGUACAGGCAGGCCCUAAGGUUACAUCCCAAAUGGCACCAUAUUCCCUAUGUAGUGCACUACUUUUGACCAGGGCCCAUAGUGCUCUAGUCAAAAGUAAUGGAUAUAGGGAAUAGGGUGCCAUUUUGGAUGCAGGCCUGAGAUGUGAGUAGGGAGACCUCCGCUAAAGUCCAGAAGAAUCAGCAUCUGUAAGCUAUUUGCCUGAUUAAUGGUGCAUCAAAAUGAGAGAUGAUUGAUGGUUAAAAAUAUAAUUACCUUCAUAACUUAAGUGUGUUUGUUUUAAAGCUUUACAUCGUCUAAAUGUCCAGAGAUGUAACAUUUUCAUAAGGCCUGGAAUAUGGAGGGAGACUAGACCUAUAGCCUAUAUGUAUGAAAGGCCUUCAUAAAAAAGGCCUUUCAAUCUUCCCGUCUCGCACUAGGAAAGUUUUGGACCGUUGUUUCGUGCAGAUUUAAAAGCUGAUUUAUAGGUGCAUUGAUAUGUGGCCCCUUGAACCAUAUAUACUUAGGUGUUAUGGACACACACAAACGCUGUGUAAAAACUAAGCCCUGUAACAAAAGAGUGAGGGAAUAACUUUGCAAUGGAAAGUGGUCCUUGCCAAAACUCAGACUGUAUUUGCCAACACAAUAAUGUUUGUGUGGUUCAGUUACAAUUACUGACUAUCCAUCCAGUCCUACUUCUCUUACCUCUGUUCCAGAGUCUAUGAUGAACAGACCAUAAUUAUGUAUCGUAAUGAUACUUCUUUCUUGCCUCACAUUUCUAUCUACAGAACUUUGCUCACCGGAGCCCAAGGCCUAUUCAGGCAGCAGUUCACUCUCCUUCAUUUUGAAGUGAGUAAAUGUUUCUGUUCUACAUUAGGCAGUAGAAUGUAUCCAUCUGAAAGUCUCCCAGUCCCUUUAUGAUCCCAUUGAGUGUCUUGGAGGGUCUCUUCCUUUCCCGUGGUCCUUGAAAUGACUCUUUCAUACAGAGACCCUUCUUAAAAACUAACUGGCUGUGGUAUAAAAGGGCAGGCAGGCAGCAUUCAAGUUCUUUGCACCACGAAUUUGAAUGAAUGUGUUACUGUAACAGAACUCUUUACAAAAAGAGAUGGAGCAACACAAUCAAUCAUAAAGCUGCUACACAGAAGCCUCUCUGUGGUUCCUGUGUCUUUUGACAGGCUUUAAUAAUGCUUCCACUUGUGUGGAGCCCACUGUUUGUACGAGGAGCUGAUUCGGGAAGCUUUGUGUUAUGUUUCUUCUGCCAUCGUAAUUACGCGAGCUGGGAUUGGUUUAACAAAAAUAGACAUGACUCGCAGUCCAUUUAUCAAAAGUUAUGUGUGCAAUUACAAGGUAAUUCUACUGUAGGAGUGCCCUGCAGAUAACACUUCAGUGGUGGCCAUUUGAAUAACAUUGUUUUUCUACGUUAAAUCAGUAAAAGUUAGCUUUGGCAGCCACUCCGUUCAUUACUGUUUUACUUGCACAGAAUGUAUUUUGAUGGAUCGUGACCAAAACCAAAUGACCUUGGACACUUUCUACAAUAGCCUACGGACUGUGUUGCCAGCAACCGUAACUGUGAAUAAAAACAGUUGUAGAACUUAACCGUACAUCAGAGGUUUGUUGAGGCUUUCUGCAACCACAUUAUAUCCCUCUUAAAUGUUUACUGUAGUCCACCCACUCUAUAAUUCUGGCAAACAAAGUGAAAUCAAAGUAAAACAGGGAGUGAACUAGUCCAAGGCACAGCGAACCUCGGUCAUUCAAAGUACAUGCGUGGGGAGGCCUUUGAGCAGUCGUGAGGAAACUGCCCUGUUUCCACUGGAACAAGUGAAUUGUACUGAAGAAAAUACACCCAUUUCAAUAUUCUCUAUGUUAUCAGACUGUCACCUGGCCAAUCUAGGGCAUUUCACCUUGCUCAACAAAAUUGAUAACAUCUACAGGAUAUUGAUUAUGAUUCAGAAUUAUGUGAGUAAAAUAUUUAAAAUGUCUAUCACUGUCCUAUUCUUCAAGCCCAUACACUUAUGUCCAAAGCAGCAUAUAACAUACUGUAUAAGGCUAUACGGCAACUAUAUAAAGAUUAAAGUGAUUGGUUGAAUAAAGUGAUUGAUUGACCCUGGUGCUAUGCCUUCCCUCAGGUUCCAGGAGUACAAGGCCUUAGUGGUGGGUCUGCUAACGGACCAGCCUGAGGAGGUACUAGUGAACGUGGUGAGGGCCCAGAAACCUGCCAACAGGGCCACCAUCAGGAAGUGUGGAGGCAUCCAGCCCCUGGUCAACCUGCUGACCGGAACCAACCAGGCUCUGCUGGUCAACGUCACCAAGGCUGUGGGGGCCUGCGCCACAGAGCAAGAGAACAUGGCAUAUGUCAUAGAGAUGUAUCAUAUAUUUAAUUAUGUGGCAUAAAUCACCCACCCAGUUCAGAUGAUCAACUGUGGUGGUAAGCGCUUUGUUUGAAGUCUCACUUACGACCAGACAUGUCUUUGCAAGCUCUUCAAAAUGUGUCAUAACCUCUGUUAUUAGCGGCCAUUCAGCAUCAUAAUUGGUCCUAAUAAUGUUGUUGACAGACAGUGUUAUGACACAACUUGGCAUGUGUCCUAAUGAUAAUGUCAGGCUAUGAUCUUAAUCAUUCAUCUUUACGAGGUAGGUUUCAUGUUCUUCUUCAGCUGAGUGACAGUUUUAAAAGCCUUGUUUAUUGACCCUGCUGUAAUAAAUAUGGUUGUGGUGGCGCGUCCCACAGUUUUACUGUACUUCUGUGGUCAUUCAUGUUGCUGGGCUGGUCAGGGUAGCAUACCUUCAGCCAUCCAAGCCCUCAGGGCUGUACAAAUAUAAACACUGAACACAUACAGUCCAGUCCUGCUUCUAGACUACAGUAUGUGCUCAUUUGGUUUCAAUGCUACCAAACGCUGCAUACAGUACAGUAUACAGUCCCAUCUGAAUUUCAUUGCUUUUACAAGGCUGUUACAGACUACAAGACCCUUACUCAAUUAACACUGGACACAAAUAAAUAACUUACGUCCGAGUACGUUUUGUUAGGCAAGCCAUUAACACCAUUGUCAGGAAAAAGUUAUAUGGUUAAGAUAAGCAGAACUACAGUGGUGCAAUAAAAAGUGCAGAACGUUGUUGUGAAGAAAUAAGGCCAUUUCAGCAAUUAGGCUAGCUAGCCUAGCUUCUGGAAGACAUUCAACACACACAGCCCAGGCAGAAUAUUAUAUCAGAACACAUUCAUUCAAGGCCAUGUUUUCUCAUGGAAUGUAUAUUUAGGCCUUGUCAUUUUGCAUUUACAUUUAGUUGUGGACAGAAAGUCGUUAUUUCGACAAGUGCUUUUUGUAUGUCUUGUGGCAGUGACUUAUUUUGUGGACCUGUUUGUACAGUAGUUCGCUGAGCAAUUAACAUAGCUCACAUUUGAUUGUUUCCUGCUCCAGACCACAUAUGGUCAGAGCUGGUUCUCAGAUGAAGGACCAUUGUCUCACUGACUUACUGGACUACAGGGUGAUGUCUGUUUGUCUGUUGCAUUCAAAUUCAGGUGCAAAAUCCAUGUCAGUUAUCUUGGCUUUGUAUUCCUGGUGCAGGGUCACAUGGCCAGGAAAAACUCCUGGCCGUAGUUGUUCCCUUACAAAAAAAUAAAUACGUCAAAUUUGCAGUUUAACUUUAAAAUCGAAUUUUCACAUUGUGAAAUAGCUGUUUUCACAUGUUUUAGAUUAUUAGAUUUAGAGUUCACAUGUUAACACCACCUUUUCACGUGAGAAAUAAAGCGUGUUUUCACCUCACGUGAAUUGCAGUUUCGAAAAUCGGAUAUGCAGUUUCACAUGUGAAAAACUGUUUGACAGUCCUAGUUGACAUUAAAGUGUGAAAAUGCACAUGUGAAAGUGUAGCGGACAUGAGUCGGUGAUGGUUGGUCACAUGUUUUUUGGUCCUCUUGGUUGAAUGGUCAAGAUGUUGGCCAGGUUCUAAUCCCGGCAGUUACAAAAGCACACAUGUGAAAUGUAUAAUAUCACCUGUGAAAUGUUGGGAAACCACAUGUGCACAUGAGUCAUGUGAAAAUGUAAUAUAUGUGAAACUUCAUACGUGUCCGAAAACCACGUGUCUGACUUACACGUCUGUGAUUUGUUCACCUGUGAAACCUCACAUGUGUCUCGCUCGUGUACAUUUCACAUAUAAAAAAUCAAUUUGUUUUCCCUCAUUUGUGUUUUUUCAUGUUCUUUUCACAUGAUUUUUUAAUGUUUUCUUUAUUGGAACGGUUGCUAUUCAAAACUAACUUUUAAAAAACUUUUUUUUUAAUUAGCUUAUUUUUAUUCUAAGCUAUUGCACUGUAUGGUUAAUGACAUCAUAGAAAGUAUCACAUUACAAUCCCUCCUAGUACUUUUAUGUAACUUACAAGAAAGAACAUACGUACUGCAAAUGCCUUGAGUCUUUGUGGUCUCCCCGUUUCCAUCCCUCAUCCAAACUGUCAGUUGUCUCCUUCAUGCUAACGUGUUUCAUACCUGCUCUUGUGAGGACAGCACUUUUCUGGCACUUGAUAUGAAGUUUAGUUUGUUGUUGGGCUUGAUUUAGGAGGCCCCGUAGACUGGAAUCUUAUGUUAUGAUCCCCCAGACUGAUUUAUGUGCAAACGGAAGACAGAUGGCGCAGGGGACUUCUCCUGAUGAGUGCUCGCUCGUUGCCAGUCACGGAGAUACCGUGAUUAGGGAGUGUUUAAGUCAUUAUGACAGCAUUCAAUGUCGGCCUUGUUGGUGGAAGCACACAUGGGAAACACGUUACAUGUUAUUUAUACCAGACAACGGGCGCACUGUGGCGUAAUUCUUUGGGUUCCCAGACCCUGACUACAGCCUUGACUACAGUCAUGUACGCAGCAUGAAAUACGGCUUAUGCUUAAGUAAACUUCAACUCAGACGCAAUGAAAUAUAGAGAGAUCUGUCUACUGGCUCUGUUUGAUUUGGAAAGAAGUACCCCUGGACUACCCACCAUACAGUAUAAUGUUGUUUUGGUUCUAUAUAUAAAUAUAUAUCUAUGGACUUCACUCACUAUACAUGAAUUUACACAAGUUAACCUUUGGCCUACCAUCACGUAGGCGGUCAGUGAUUUCUCAUGAAGAUUCACUUUACCAGACGAGACAGCGAGUGGGUUUUUAGAGCUGUGGUGGAAACAGAAUUGGACUGUUGAAGGUUGGUUUGUGAUUGAAAACUCAUUCAGCUAAAUGUCUGAUCCCUUUGAUCCUGCCCUGUGAUGGGUAUUCAGGGUCUGGACAUGGGCAAACUGAUACUGUAUGGCCCAGCCCAGCCGAGCCAGCUCUGAGAAAGAGAAGCUCUCAAAUGCUCCUCUUAACUGUGAAAGUAUGGUGUAGAUCACACUGACUGGGCCCACUGUAAUAUCACUUUCUCUCUUUUCUCUUCCUCCUCUCUCUUCUCUCCCUCUCUCCCUUUCUCUUCUCUCUCUCUUUCUCUGACUUUGUCUCUCUCGCCCUCUUUCUCUUCUCUCUCUCCCUCUCUCACUUUCUCUUUCUCUUCCUCUCUCUGUGUCUCUCUUCCCUCUCUCUCUCUAUUUUCUCUCUCUCUUCUCUUUUCUCUUCCUCAACAGGAUCAUUGA
Molecule: messenger RNA, 34765 nt
Organism: Coregonus sp. 'balchen'
Lineage: Eukaryota; Metazoa; Chordata; Actinopteri; Salmoniformes; Salmonidae
Source: the annotation of a GenBank genome assembly